Porites evermanni is the source of this 6530-nucleotide messenger RNA. The record is from the annotation of a GenBank genome assembly. NCBI's taxonomy places the organism in Eukaryota, Metazoa, Cnidaria, Anthozoa, Scleractinia, Poritidae.
AUGGCGUCUAUAGCAGCACUUCAACGUGACUUGGAAAUAGCGAGGGAAGGGCUAAAAUCCGUGGAUGAGAACAUCAAGAAAUUAACUGGUAGAGAUCCUUCGGAGUUCAGGUAAUUAACUGCAGCAGUUUUAUGCGGUUAUCCUUUUUAUCUCCUGAUGUUUACAUCAGGAAAUGCCCUUGUUAAACUGAUAUCUUUAUCGGGAAUGAUCGCUCUGCAGAAUUUAAAUUAAACCAAAUCAUGUAGUUGUUCUGUAUUGGAGUGGCGAAUGCGCAUUUGCUUGUAUUUUAUUUUACUUUUUUUCUAGAAGAAGCAGCUUCAUCUUUGACUAUGUUAGUGUUGUGAGAGAACUAAAAUGUUCUGUAAAGACCACCAGUCUCGAGUUCCAUUGAAUGGUCAUGCAUAUUUAUCGCACCGUCAACCCGAUCGGCUGAUCAGACAUUUAUUGCUUGUAAUCUCCUUAAUAUUGACGAACUAUUUCACAUGACUGAGCUUAAUGAAUCCUAUCUCCAUCUUAAGGAAGCAAGUCACAAUCUGUCAAAACAGUACAGCUAGAUUGUUGAAUUCUGCAUGACAGCAUUUUCUCAGACACAUCAUAGAUCUUCCCACUUAACUUUCCUGACCUUUUCUUUACCAGAUUGGUUCACCACAGGUGUUACAAAUGUCUUGUUCUGCGUAUUGAUAGGCAACUUGGUUCGCAGUGCCUUACUUGGUGAAAAGGUGAAAAAAACACUUGUAAAUAAAGUUGGUCUAACAGUUACAGUAUUUAUUUAAUAGACCUGCAGCAGGACGGCGUGUGACAUUAAAGAGGGACUUCUCAGAGAGGACCAUGGGACAAGGACCAGCGGCGAAAAGACGUGAUUCAACUGGUGCACAAGGAAGGUUAGUGCCAUUGUUAAUUACUCUCAUUGCUUUGCUCUGGGUCCCUUUGCUUUAGGCUAAUAACUUCUGGCAUUUAACAACAAGGAAGACUUUCUUGUUGCUCAAAACACUUACUGUUGAGUACACUCAAUUUUCUAGUUAUGAGGCCAGUACCGUAUUUUCUAGUCAAUAAGUCAACCUUAAAAGUCUUUAAAAUCGGUGCAAAAAAACAACCUCAACAAAAAUAAACAAUGGGCAAAAGAUGGAGAGUAAAAAAAUGCCUGAUGUUCCAUGAACUAGUUGAGAAGUUUGAAAUGCAAAGUGACAAUACUGUUGAGUUUUGACACAGCAGAGAUUGGUUUCAGUUUGUGGCAAUUUCUUUUGUCUUCCUUGUCCUGAAAACAAUCAUAGUCAAGAAGAUGGCAGUUUGGAGCUCUUACUGACGUUUUCAGGUUUUUCCAUAGACUUUGGAGCCGCGUGGUGACUACAAGAACAUCACAAGACAAGACACGCCCUUCCUCGCGACUGGAUAGUGAAGGUGAAGAAGAGGAGGAGGACACAGACAAGGUACGAAAUAAAUAUUUAGUGCAAUUAAGCUGAAGACUUCUAAACUCAUUGAAUUCAUCUAACAUAGAAUCUUAAGCAGCUUUUUAUCAUUGUCUAGAUUCUCCUUUUAAUUUGCUUCAUUCUUUCCUCAUGCACCGUCACUUAUUAAAAAUGUUUAUACAACACAUAUAAAGUGUUUGAAUAAUAAUAAUAUUAAUGAUAAUGAUAAAACACUUCUAUAACACUCUCCACAUCCACUAGUUGUUUGUGGCGUUUUACAACAAAAUUAAAAAUAAUAAUUAAUAUGGGUAAAUACAUAAAAAUAGAAAUGAGAAGAUAUAAAACAUUAAACUCUAAUGAUAAAUUAAACCAUCAUUAAUAAAUUUUCUAAAAAGGAGGGUCUUGAAUUUUUUUUUUAAAGAACAAACACUGUUUGAGUUCUGAAUGUCUAAGGGAAUACUGUUCCACAGUCUAAGGCCACAUGUGGAAAAUACCCUUUCACCAUAUGAUUUAGUUUUGGACUUUGGUUGCAAAAGAAGUUCUAAAGAAUUUGAACGAAGUGUCUUGGAAUGAUUCUGGUACUGAAGUAAUUCGACCAAAUACCGAGGGCCAAGAAGUGGACUUAUAUGAUCAAACUUCUGAGCACCAGUUUCAAAACGAGCUGCCACGUUCUGUAGCAGUUGAAUUUUUCUCGGAUGAUAUUUGGGUAAUCCAUAAGAAAGAGAGUUACAGUAAUCCAAUUUAGAAGUUUUUAUAAAAUUAUGUACAACUGUGGCAGAUGUUUCUUUGUUAAGAUACUUUCUGAUCUUGAAAAGACUGCAGUCUAUUGUGUUCUUGUAAUAGAAAGUUAGAAAAGAAAGUGAAUGUCAAGAAUGAACAACUUUGAUCUAAACAACUUCUCCCACAUGUACAUUGUAUCUGUCCACAUGUAACAUGUUUUGUUAUUGUUUUUCCUUAGCCUGCUAUCCAGUCCUCAGUUGUUGCUACACCUACGCCAUCUCGCCUCAAACGAGACAUCAUCACCAAAACUGACGAUAAAACAAAAUCAAGGUUUGCUGAUCAUUAUUUUUUCCUUAUGAGAAUUCAGUCAAAUGUGCUAUAAGUGGACACCACUAGGACCAGAAAAAGUGUCUGCAGUUUGACUGUGUAUCAGCUACCGUAAAAUUCCGAAAAUAAGCCCAAGGGCUUAUAUUUUUCAAAGACCCUUUUUGAGGGGCUUAUGUACGGAGGGAAAUUUGCGUUUCAAAAUCGAUUGGGCUAGCUUGUAGUGGGAAGGAAAUUUACCAUUUUUGCUUUGUUUUACUUUGUAUUUGAGGGCAAAUUCCAAGUACAAGCCCCCCGGGGGGCUUAUAUUCGGAGGGGCGAUUUAACGGAGGGUUUUUUGCGUUACAAUUUAUGUGGCUAAAUGUAAUUUAGGCAAAGUUAACCUCGAAGCAAUGCUGGUCAGCUGUUUCCCCAGCUAUAUUAGGGGUGGCCCGAUGUCUCUAGCAGGGGCACCUCGUGACUUAUAUACGCAGUUGCUUGCUUGCAGUUCUUCGCAAAGUGUUGUUUCAAUUGCUUGCUGUUUGCGUGCCAGUUUGUGCUUUGGUUUUUCCCAUCCCUCCCUCCCUCUUGGUGUGGGCUAGGUAAGUACUGGGUCGGUAAGUAUUCCACUGAAUUGUUCAGUGUGACGGUGCCUGGUGGGGGCUGCUCGCAGGGUUGCCAUGGAUACCUCCUCCUCAUGCUAGAGCAUUGCCCAGCUCCACCAACUUCGAAGGCACCAACGCCCAAGCUCAUCUAUUGGUGAUGAGUUUAAUGGGGGGCUUAUAUUUGGAGGGGCUGAUUCAUGGAGGGGCUUAUUUUUGGAAUUUUAUGGUAUCUUUGGAUCAUUUCAAUAGUCAACUUUAUGGCAGAAUCAUUUUCACACGAUGAUAAAUUAUUAAUUUUUCUAAUUUCAGUGUAUACAAGAUUGUUGUCUGGUUGGUUGCUCUUGCGAUUAAAAGAGACUCUUGGAAUUUGUUUAGUUAUGCUUUACGUAAAUUGUCAUUGAAACCUUCACAUCUUUGGGAAAAAAUUGUUCAUUAAUUUUUUAUCUUUGGUGAAACACCAGUUGAUUACAGCUGGUUAUUUUCAUUGGGUGAUUGUUUUUUAGGGUGAAUUUUAUAAAGAUAUUGUCUGUUUGCUUGUUUUGGAUGUUCAGGUGUCUCCAUCAUAAAAACACUGUUUGUAACAUUGUGUUGUUAUUUUUCAGAAAUAAGAGGAUGUUUGGCAUGUUGCUGGGCACACUACAGAAGUUUAAAGAUGACAGCUCUCAAAAGACCGAAAAGGUUUGUACUUACAAACUGUAUUUUAUGGACAGUGUUUGCCUCUUUGCAUUGUAUGCAUGAAGCUCACUCAGCCCUUAAAGUCAAAGAUCAAACUGAAAAUUCUUCACAUUGUCUGUAAUACAUUUCUCAUGUUAUUGGUGUUAUUGAUGAGGAGAAUUUGGUUAUAAAUCAAUACAUUGUAUCUUUGUAUUUCUGUGAAAUCUUAAGGAUAAUUUUCUCAUAAAUUGAUCACAUCUAUAACUCUUAAAAACAAUGUCUCUUGAUGAUCAGGACAUACGAAGAGAAGAAAUCAACAAAAAGCUUGAAGAGGCAGAACAGAAAGAAAAAGAGGAGUUGUCCUCUCAAAGAAAAGAAUUGUUUACAGAAAGGAGAGCAAAGCAGGCAGAGCUGAGACUUUUGCAAAGAAAAGUUGAUAUGGCUGAGCUGGUAAUGGAGAUAAUUUUCUUUAUGAAAGUAGCAAUAGAGUAACAACAUAAAGUAGAUUUGCAUUUUGAACCCUUGUCUCUUCAUGCGCCUUUGAGUUGUUUGUUUAUUAUCUCUCUUUUCCCAGCUUCAAAACUUUGUGAUGGCAAAUAAAUUUAAGGGAUAACCUUGCAAUAGUGACUCCAUCAGAAGGAGGAAGUAUCACUGUCAGUCAUGCUGGUAUUAAACUUCAGCAGGGACCCUGGACCCUACUUUUGAAACAUUUACCUUAACAGAAGGAAUUGGAGAACUUAAGCUACGUCCACAUGGCGCUGAACCAAUUUCCAGCUGGUUGAAAAUUUGUUUUUUUAGUUGCUCUGUUCACGCGGAACCACCUUAGCUGUUCGAAAAUUCAAAGUUCUAUGUGAACAGUGCAAAAAAGUGUGUGGUCAAAUUUUUCUGCCAGUUGAAAGGUAUUUUUCAUUGCCAUGUGAACUUAGCCUUAGAUCAUUAUUAUAUCUUAUGUAUCUCUUAUUUUGUCCAUUUUCUAGCAAGAAGAGUGGGAUAAGCAUGGUGAAAAACUGAGUCACUUCAUAAUGACAAAAGCCAAUCCACCCAUCUUCUACAUGCCAGCCAAACAUAAUGACAAGACACAGAAAUUAUUGGAGGAAUCCACAAGAUCUGUGAAAAGUAACUGAAUAAUAGUGGCCAUAAAAAUUUAUUAUUGUAAUGUAAAUAACUAUUAUAACAAAAAAAAAGUGCAAACUUAAAUUAGUAAAUUACCCAUGUACUAUUUGCCUGUGGGUGAAUGUUGAUGAAAUCUAGGGUAUGCUCAAAGCAAUUUUGGCUGUUUAAUGUGAACUGCAACAUUGUUCUCUGGGUAUUCUUCCCCCCUUCCCCUACCAUGCCCCAAUAAUCAACACCUCCUUAAAUUAUUUGAAGUUUGACCUGGAACACAGAAACAUGAUUGUAUUGUAUGAUCUCCUUAGAGUUUCAAUUACAAACUUUAUUGCCAAAGAAAGUACAUUUAAGUUAACACUCAUUUUGUUUACUCUGAAAUUGCAGUUGUGCACCUUGUGACAAAUCCCGCCACUGAGGACACUAUUUGUAUAACAAGAAUAUUUUUGUUUUCUAGGAGCAAUGGCCAAACGCAGAGCAGAAAUUGAAGAGGAGCAAGAGCAAGAAGAAGAAAGAAUGAGGAACGCCAGGUUGUCUGUUGCUAACGAGGGUGAGAGUGUGAGUAAAGGGAGGGUAGAUAGUGUUGAAGGUGAUGCAGAUGGUGAUGUGGAGAUGGUAGAAGAAAGCCAUGGAGAGGUAAGAGAGAAAAGGAGGAAGAGAAGUGAGAGCAAAGAUGCAGAGAAUGGAGUCAGAGAGGAGAGGGGUGUUAGAGAAGAACGAGAGGGAGAAAGGAUAGAAAACAUGGAAGAGGAAGAGGGUGAGAUAGAUUAGGUACCAGGAACACAAAAAGUAGGGUAUCAAGUUACCUUCUCGGGGUUAUUUCAGUGCUUGCUGAUGAGUAAUCUCACCCAACCCUCCCCUCCUCAGUUAGCACAUCCCUACCCUAAUGCCUCCCAAACACACCCUACUUCACAUAUCUCAUCCAGACAUGUAGGUCUGACAACACUUGGAUUGGUUGCGUCUGUAAAAGCUCAAGAGACUUUAAAUGACUCUGAUCAUUUAAGUGCCCAAAAUAUUGAAAUAAGUUUGUUCAAUUCGAUGGAUUUAGAACGUUUUCGCAAACUGAUGCAAUUUGUAUCUGUGUAACACAUCCCUUAGCCAAAGUAAGUUAGUUUAUAUUCCACAUUUUUCCGUUCCUGGACUGGCUUAUCUAAGUUGUAGGGUGAUGAAAAGUUAGGCUUUUUGUGCUCUUGUUUUAGCGGGUUGAGUUCUUAUUAGUUUGUUCGUGAGAGUGACAAGUGUAACGAUGCAGAUGAGACUGACUUUCUUACCAAGCAACUAAGUGAUACUGUGGCCAGUUAACUAUUUGACUGACUGGCUGACAGUAUGGCUGACCAACGAACUAGCUCUCUAACAGAUUAAUAAUUGACUGAGUGACUGACUGACAGACAGACAACUGGCUCGCUGACUGUCUGACUAGCUACAUGUAGCUGACUGACUGACUGACUGGCUGGCUGGCUAGCCAACUGACUGACCAACCAAAGCCUGUUGUGUAUGGAAGGAAUGCACUUUAAUAGUAAACGAACAUUGGAAGGGAAGUCUAUCUUCUGUUUCCAAAGUUGCAUUGUGUUGAUUUUCCUUUGUGAGUUGAGGAAGACAAAUGAUUUUAAUAUGAGGAAAAGACUUUUAAGUUUUUCUGUUUCACCCUUAUCUGAAAACAUUUCUUUCAGUAACUGUUGUAACCCCUUAAUAACAAUAAAUUUGUGGAAAACAAAUAAAGAGAGAAUCCACCAUCCAU